GGAGGGAAGUAGCGGAGUAGCAUUGGGAGCCACGUGGCUUACCAAUUUCGGUCCCAGGCGUCCGGCAGUGGUGCUGUUGCUACUUAUCCUCUGAGUACGGUCUCCAGUGUGCAGCAAUGAAGUUCACAAAACCCGCUUGGGUUAUGCACAAGGACAGUUCCAAAACCGACCACGAUACGAAGCGUCUCUCCAUAUUCUCCGUUCAUGUUCAUCCUGAUGGUUCACGCAUAGCGACAGGAGGGUUAGAUGCAAAAAUUCGUAUUUGGAGCACGAAACCUAUCCUUAACCAUGCAUCCGAAAUGUCAAAUCGACCACCAAAGUCUUUGUGCACACUGAGUAUGCACACAGGUCCCGUAUUGACGAUUAGGUGGGCACAUUCUGGGAGGUGGCUUGCAAGUGGGAGCGACGAUGAGAUUGUGAUGAUAUGGGACCUUGAUCCAUCGGGUAGGGGCAAGGUCUUUGGUUCCAAUGAGGUCAAUAUAGAGGGAUGGAAACCAAUGAAGCGACUUCCAGGCCAUGAAAGCGACGUGACCGACCUGGCAUGGGCCCCAGAGGAUCGUUACCUCGCUUCAGUUGGCCUCGAUUCUGUCGUCAUGGUUUGGUGUGGAUAUACCCUGGAGCGUCUUAGAAAGCUGGAUCAACAUCAGGGAUUUGUGAAAGGCGUCUGUUGGGAUCCUGUGGGUGAAUUUAUGGCCACUCAAUCCGACGACAAGUCCGUCAAAAUCUGGAGAACGACCGAUUGGCAACUUGAGGCAGAAAUCAGAAAACCCUUCGAGGACUCCCCCGGUAGCACGUUUUUCCGCCGUCUUAGUUGGUCGCCUGAUGGUGCUCACAUCACUGCUUCGAAUGCAACGAACAAUAAAGGCUUCGUUUUCAUCGCAGCUGUCAUAACUCGUGGUACUUGGACUUCUGAGAUUAGUCUGGUUGGUCAUGAGAACACAGUUGAGGUUGCGGCCUACAACCCCCAUAUCUUUCUGCGAAAUCCCACAUCACCUAUAGCUACAUCCAAUAUAUGCUCUGUAGUUGCUCUUGGUGCGGAUGACAGAUCUAUCUCCAUCUGGCAGACAAAAUCAGCACGACCUCUUAUCGUCGCACGUGAAGUUUUUGAACGACAGAUAAUGGACCUCAGCUGGUCCUGGGACGGUCUGACUCUCUAUGCUGCAUCCUCGGACGGAACGAUAGCCAGCAAAUAUUUACUCAAGUUUGGCUUUGUAUCGCCACCGACUCCAGAAGGAUUCUCGCACGGCAGUUUCACCCACAGUACAACUGCUGCCUCAGCAUCAAGGAUCACACCACCACCCUCCCCAAACCGUGCCCCAUCGCAAUCGCAAUCCGGUUUUGGUGCGUCGAAUGGGGUUAAUGGUGCCGAGCACAUCAACAAACUUGUUGCAAAGAAGAGCAACAAGAAGAGAGUGCAACCCGUGCUUAUGUCGUCUGUUCCUUCUGCAUCGACAUCACGCUCAAACCAAGUAUCAACUUCCGUGCUACCGCCUCCAGCAAGUGGUCUCGGAUCGCGUGCAUUCCAAGUACCAGAGAUUCCUCGAUCACGCCAGGCAUCACAUUCUGCAUCACCCGUGCCAAGCCCACGAACUUAUGACGCCGAUAUUGAGAUGGGAGGACCGAUGGAUAUGGAUGUUCCCAUCGAUGCACUUGACACGAGUAUGUCAAGUGCACACAAGGGCAAACGGAAAGCGUCGGUACUUGAUACGCCUGACGACCGGCCGUCUAAACCCCGUACCCUUGGUGGUGAUCGGCCAAGAGAGACAGUCGUAGUGCGAGAAAUUACAUCGGCAGGUUUGGUCUCGACGCGCCCACAUCUAUUUGAGGGUGCAGAUCUGCUGCCCGUCCCUCCCCUGUUGACAUUCUUAAGCGCCAAUGUAGAGGGAAGCGACUGUGUCUUUGAGGCUCGAAAUUCAGAUGGAGACGGGGUUACAGAAGUCACGUUCGCUGAUGGGAAGCAAACAUUGUGGCUGGAUUAUCUACCAUCUUCUGUGCUCGCGUUGACUGCGUCCACCACAUUCUGUGCUGCUGCUACGCAAGACGGCUCUGUCAACGUGUAUUCACACACAGGUCGAAGGUUGAUGGCGACUCUAAGCUUUGGCUCACCUUGCGCGAUGAUGCAUGGCUACAAGUUGGCAUUAAUGAUACUCACGGCUUCUGGUCAGCUAAGCUCGAUAAAUGUGAAGAACGCUACAUCCUUCUUCCCACCUACAUCUGUUGCACCCCUCCUCUCUUCUUCGCCGAAUUGCACGAUAUUAUCUGCCACUGUUCGACAUAACGGCGCACCGAUGAUUCAUUGCUCUUCGGGUAUCGCGUAUACUUACGAUGUUCAGCUUUUCUCCUGGACAAAACUGAGCGAGCGCUGGUGGGCAGAGGGCUCGGAUGUAUGGCAAGGUCGUCAACGAGCCAACAAAGACAAAGACGUCGUCGCCUCCAUUGAGGGUGCAAUCGGCAGCACAAGUGUCCCAGCGCCUCACAAAGAGCGCCCCACGUGGUGGAAUACGGCGCUCACACUCGGCCAUCUAGAGAGCAAGUUGCAUGCCGCCAAAGCGCUGGAUAGCGCUCCUGAAUAUAAGCAAGCACUUCUGAUUUAUGCCAGGAAACUAGCAGAUGAGGGUUUCAGGGCGAAGGCAGAGGAGCUUAUCAAGGAGCUUUUCGGCCCCAUAUUUUGGCGACCUGGUGGAAGGGAUGACUCUUGGACGCCUAUCGUGGCAGGCAUGCCCAAGCGCGAUCUUUUGCGUGAAGUAUUGUCGGUCUUUGCUCGAAGCAAGACACUCACCAAGUUGGCCUUAGACUGGCAAGACACUCUCAGGAAAGCGUCAAGUGAUGACCAGCUAUGAUGAUACUUCCAGAUAGAUAGAAAGGUUCUGACUUUCGUUGUGAUUCAGCUUUACCACUGGACUAUUUGUUUAUCAUGCGCAUCGUAGCUGGAUGCUUCGCUCGAGAACAUGCAGUAUUUAUUUCGUGGAAUUCUUUGGCUCUGCCUCGCAAGAUACAGUGACAAGACCAAACAAAGACAUUUGUAUUUGUAGCGGAAGCGCUCCAUGGUGAUGUCAUUCCCACGAUGCGAGGAGUCGUGCCCCUGAAUUGAUGAUGAUGUGUCACGUCACUCUUA
Suillus clintonianus is the source of this 3115-nucleotide messenger RNA. Its product is annotated as histone transcription regulator 1. Lineage: Eukaryota; Fungi; Basidiomycota; Agaricomycetes; Boletales; Suillaceae. Gene Ontology annotation, biological process: DNA-templated transcription; regulation of DNA-templated transcription; chromatin remodeling. The record is from RefSeq and is a predicted model, not a curated record. Gene Ontology annotation, molecular function: nucleosome binding; protein binding. Gene Ontology annotation, cellular component: nucleus; HIR complex. The transcript is spliced from 14 exons. Bases 117 to 2840 code for a protein of 907 amino acids.